GUCAGUCGCACGCCGGACAAUCGUCAUACACAAUAUCCACAUGCACGCAAAAAAUACACGACCGCACACACACACACACACACACACACACACACACACAUAUACACACGCGCGCGCGCGCACACACAUUGCAAGUCCACACACAUACACGCACAUACAUACACCAAUAACACUGCACGCUCGCGAACAAACGCACACCGGCCACUUAUCAUCGAUCCGCCGCCGCGUGUUAUCGUGCGCCGAUAACGUAUAGUGCUGUAAUAAGAUAAUGAUACGCGACUGUGAAUAAAAUAUUAUUAUAAAGUAUUACAUCUACGCGAUAUUGACAAAUAUUAACAAAUAAAAAUUAGGUUUUUGGAAUUUUUCGAGUUUCGUUCGUUUUUCGUGAUUGUCGUUCAAUUCGCUCGUCGUCGUCGUUUUACUCGGCCAGCGGGAAUUCGAGUUUUUUUUUUUCCCCGUCAGUAUCCCGUUUCGAAAAAUUAUUAUUUCCUCGUAUUCGUCGCCCGGGUUAUAAUCGGUUUGCAUUUUUUCGCGUGGUUUUUUAUCAACAUGUAUGCGUCAGGCGACGCAUCCGCCUAGGACUCUGGGUGAUCGCCACCAACUGUCCCUGCAAUACCAUCAUUAAUACCGCAAACACUACCGACGACGACGAUGAACGCGAUGACCACGGCACUGCUGUUCACUGCCGCAUGUUCGUUGCUGACUGUCGUUCCGGCCGCGUCUGGUUACAGGGCGGUUCGUACUUCCGGUCCGUUACCGGUGACUGUGCACGUCCGGUCCGGUGGUGUAGUCGCCGGCGGCUCGGCCGCCAAUAGAACUUUAGCCGGCGGAGUCGUUUUCCCAGCGUCGGUGGCGUCGUUGCCGACGAUGACGACCACAACGACCACCACGUCCACGUCGACCGCGGCUGUAGCGUCGGCUGCCAACGCCGCCGCAGCUGCUGCUGCCGGGUUUACGUCGUUUUCGACCAGCAGCUCGGCUUCUAACCAUACUGCCUCCCGGAAUCAGACGAGAUCUGAACGACUCAGAGCCAGAGAACAAUACUUGUUCAACGUCUUCGAAGUAAUCGUUUCCACAUUGGAGACGAAACUCCAGCGAAUAGAAAACCUAGACAAAGCUGUCGAGCACCUUAUGCGUCGAGUAGAAGCACUGGAUUCGAGAGUGACCAACAACAUCGACAAGACAGAAGCGGUAAUCGGAAAGUUGCGAUCGUUAGACACCAAGUUAUUCCAAAAGGAACCUGGCACCCUCGGACACCAUCUCGAGACUAAGCUAACGACAUUGGACCGUAAAGUUGGCGAAAUUGACACUAAGUUGGUCGGGUUGAAGAGUCAGCUGGAUAACAACUUCUUGGCACCCGCCGAUGACAUCAACGCCGAGGCGAGUGAAAAAAAACCCGUAAACGUCCACCAUCUGGACGUGACCAAGCUGCUAAAUACCCAGAUGGACACCAUUCGGAGCAAUACGGCCAAUAUCGACAGGAAGCUGCAGUUUCAUAUAAACAUGGUAUCGGACGGGCUGACCAAGAUUAUAAGCAUGGUGACGGAUGUGCACGGUGCUAUCGUUGAACAGGACAACAAUAGUAACAACCACCACCACGGUAGUGGUCGGUCGGGCGGCGGAAACAAGACGACCACCACUACAUCGGCACCGGCACCGGAGCGGAGCAACAAAAUCGAUCAGCUGGUCAGACAGAUGCAUCCGAUACUGAGCGUCAGCGAGAAAAUGGAUGAGGUAUGGAACGUGGUGGUCGGCACUAAGAGCUCGGUGGAUGACCUGGUGCCCAAGUCUGACGAGCUGCUGACUCAGACACAGCGCCAAGAACGGGCCAUUAGCGAUAUACAUGAUGACCUGCGCAUGAACACCAAUAAGAUCAUCGCUAACCUGGAUGUGGUGGAGCGCAGGCUGAAGAAACAGGAGGACGACGUGGUCACGUUAGCCCAGCGACCUGUGCCUGCCGAGAUGCUGCGCCUGGACCCGACCAUUGACGAUUAUUCCCGGUACGAUGAACAGUUGCAAUCCGAGUCCACGCCGCUUUCCGCCUCCGUGUCAUUUACCACUCCUACUAGUGUCGGUGGUAUUGGCGGUAUUGGUAGUCCUACGUCUGGUACACCGCCGGACGUCCAACAGUCAUUCCAGACUUCAAGGAACGUGCCUCAGAAAAACAGAGGAGUGGUGUUCCCGAGCGUCAAGAAUAAACCGCCACCGGCUAACAUCAGUUUCUUGACCGACCAAUUCAACCGCGAAGUUAAAGGAUUUUCGUGUUUAGACCUCUUAAACGCGGGAAUGAAGCAAUCUGGCGUGUAUUAUUUGCAAAUCCGAGGUACGGCCUACUGGUACCUGAAGGUGUACUGCGAACAAGAGAUUGCGGACGGGGGUUGGACGGUCAUACAAAGAAGAGACGAUAUUGGUGAUCCGAUACGUGAGAAUUUCAACAGGGACUGGACUGAUUAUAAAAAUGGAUUUGGUGACCCUACUAAAGAAUUUUGGAUGGGAAAUGAAAAUAUUUACAUGCUGACCAGUAAUGAUGAAUAUAUGUUGAGAAUUGAGUUGGAAGAUUUUGAAGGAAAUAGAAGGUACGCUCAAUAUUCACAUUUCAAAAUUUAUUCGGAAUCUGAAUACUACAAGUUAGAGAUUGAUGGAUAUGAGGGCAAUGCCGGAGAUUCACUGAAUGAUCCGUGGUACGGAAGUAAUAACAGUCCAUUCUCUACGUACAACAGAGAUAAUGAUAGAUCGAGUUUGAACUGUGCGUCGAUGUUAAAAGGAGGAUGGUGGUGGAAGUCUUGUGGCAGAGGACUCAAUGGAUUGUAUUUAAAUGAUCCACAAGAUUUAACAGCCAGACAAGGUAUCGUAUGGUUCCGCUGGAGAGGAUGGGAUUACACGCUGAAGAAAGCGCAAAUGUUAAUCAAACCAAAGGUCACCGUCAUUCCACCAUUACCUGUCGUUAACGCUGUUUGAGCGAAGAGGGAUAUUCGCAUGUCAUAUAUUAUAUAAAAAUAAAAUUGUAUUAAACGUUUGUAUUUAAAAAAAAAGUCUAUAAAAAAAAAAAUAACGAUAUAAGAAUCUUUGAUGAAAUAUUGUCGUGUUUUAAUUAGGCUCAAAUUCACUACUAUUUUAUGUUCUUCUAUUCACCUUAAGACGCAUCUUAGUACGUGCCUAUGAUGGCCUGAUUAUGUUUGGUCAAAUCAGAAGGCUUGAGGAUAAAAAUGUAAAAAUGUAUUUAUUUUGUAAAUAUAUUUAAAAAAAUGUGCCGUAUAUCAUAAUAUACAUAAUA
Molecule: messenger RNA, 3274 nt
Organism: Melanaphis sacchari
Lineage: Eukaryota; Metazoa; Arthropoda; Insecta; Hemiptera; Aphididae
Exons: 7
Coding region: 652-2958 (768 amino acids)
Source: RefSeq, a predicted model, not a curated record